GUAUUCAAUUGAAUGCUGUGCUCCAAUAUACAUAAUAGUGUUAAUUGAUUUAUGAAAGCGAGUGAUUGCAGAAAUAAAUCAGAUGUAAAAAGAACAAAACUGCAGACGCAAAAAAAAACAUACAACUAGUCAUAUGUCGCUCGUUAACCUGUAGCCACUCGUGUGAACGAGUUAAAUCAUGGGACUUUGACAUUGCUGUUUAUUCAAAACAACAAACAAAAGACAAAAAAAAACAAAACGCGAAUAUUACAAACAACAAAAACAAACGAUAGAAACGAAGAGAAAAAAAAACUAACCCAAAAACUGUAUAAAAGUGAGCGUAUUAAACGGCGCUCGAUGUAAAUACAUACGUAUGUAUUUAUACAUUGGCACGAAAUUCAAAUGAUGAAAAUGUGUGUGCGACACAACGGAACAUUGUGCUUGCUGAAUGCAAGUCCGAAGUGCGUGAAUUUCACUGUGCGCGUGCUAUGUGUUUGCUAUCGUCCAAAAACGAUUCACAUUGACACAUAAAGACAAGUAAAACCGCUCACGCAUACGCCUUCAGUGUGAAUGUAUCACUCGUUUGAAUAGAAUUGGAGAAAAAAGGCACGUCACACCCAUACACAGGCAUCAACAGAACCAGAAUAAACAUGAAACACACACGAAACACAAAACCGCACGCUCGGGCUAUUGUGAAACAACUGAAAAAUAUUCCACAGCAACGCUUAAUACAUGUAGAAAUGCGUGGAUCAUACUACUGCUGUUCGCUGCUUUGAUCUGUCGAAUGCGGCUUUCUGUUCUGUGUGUGCCUGCAAACGUUGGUUAGCUAUCUAAAACUCUGACUGUGGCCCGUUCGUGUGAAUAAAUUUAUGCAAACAUUGAAACUAUGUAUAGUAGUCGAAUUUGAACUAUCGACUUGUUCGGGUCGCAAUACGGUUUUGGGAAUUAGAAUUCGUUGCGCUUUUGUGAGUUUGUUCAAGUUUUUGUUUUGUUAUAAUUACUCUGUGUUAAUUCAUCGUUAAUUAUUCAGAGAGAGAGAGAGAGAAAAAAUAAGCACAUAAAAAAACAGAAAACUGAAUUUGCAUAAGGUUUAAGAAGCCCACACAUCAAAAAUGACGGAGGCUAACGACAAACAGGCGGUUCCUCAUGCCAAUGGCAAUACGGAAGAAAUCACACCCAUAACAUUGCCAGUUAGAAAAUUAUCAUGUUGGAGCCGAUUUAAGCUGUUUUUGGGUUUAUACUGGAAAUCUAUGGUUGUGUGUAUCACUCCGUUUGCCCUACUUCCGAUUAUUCUUCUGAACGAUAUACCUCAACAUCGUUGCAUGUACGUCGUCCUAUUGAUGACCAUCUUCUGGUGUAGCGAGGCCCUCCCAUUGCCAGUCACCAGCAUGUUGCCAAUUGUUCUAUUUCCAACGCUAGGCAUUCUGGAAACUGACAAAACAUGCAUGAUGUAUAUGAAAGAUGCGAUGCUGAUGUUCAUUGGUGGCCUGAUUGUCGCAUUGGCUGUGCAAUACUGUAAUUUACAUAAACGUGUCGCAUUGAAAGUGAUUUCGAUCAUUGGAUGCAGUCAGCGAAAAUUGAAUUUCGGUUUAAUUGCCGUCACCAUGUUCGUAAGUAUGUGGAUCUCGAACACUGCUGCCGUUGCUAUGAUGAUUCCAAUCAUGCAAGCCGUUUUAGAGGAGCUUGAAUCGCAAGGACUUUGCAAAAUGUACAUUGACGACCAAAAAGCCGAAGAGGAAGGAAUGUUGAACAAGAAACCAGAAGAAAAAACGCUGACCGACAAAAAACCAACCAAAAUUACUGUAUGCUACUUCAUGGGAGCCGCAUAUGCCGCUUCGAUCGGAGGCUGUGGCUCGGUGGUCGGAUCUGGAACCAAUUUGGCCUUUAAAGGCAUUUACGAUUCAUUGUUCCCUGAUGACGAGAUAGACUUUCCGAAUUGGAUUAUUUUUAAUAUUCCAGUUAUGUUAAUCAAUACAUUCGUCACGUGGGCGUACCUGCAAUGGUAUUUCAUGGGUAUGUGGCGUCCAAAUAGCAAAGAAGCCAAGCAAUUCCAGUUGGGUAAAGAUGGUGAAGAAGUUGCACGUCAAGUCAUCGUUAAGCGCUAUAAUGAAUUGGGACCGAUCUCACAACAAGAAAUUCAAGUUGCAAUCUUGUUCUUGCUCUCGGUAGCAUUAUUCUUCUUGCGUGCCCCAGGAUUCAUUACGGGAUGGGCUGAAUUGAUUACAAAAACAAAAAUUGGCGACGCGACGCCGGCUAUUUUCAUUGUGAUUGCAUUAUUCAUGUUACCGGCCAACUGGAACUGGCUAAAAUUCUUCACUGGAAAACCGGACGACUUGCCAAAAGCAACAACGCCCAGUUUAAUCACAUGGAAAUACAUUAACUCAAAUGUCCCGUGGUCAUUGAUCUUUUUAUUGGGCGGUGGUUUUGCUCUGGCUCGAGGUGGAAAAGAAUCUGGAAUGUCAGCAAUGUUGGGCACAUAUUUGUCCGGUCUUUCCGACUUACCUUUCUUGCUAUUGCUUUUCGUGAUCUGUUUAUUUGCACAAAUAUUCACUGAAUUCGCAUCGAAUGUUGCUAUUGCUAAUGUUAUGUUGCCCGUCCUCGCUGAAAUGGCACUUCAAAUGGAAGUACAUCCACUCUAUUUGAUGUUCCCUGCAGCUCUAUCAUGCUCAAUGGCCUUCCAUACGCCAGUCGGCACACCACCAAAUGCUAUCGCCGCCGGUGUCGCCAACAUUGGCACUAAAGAUAUUGCAAUGGCUGGUAUUGGACCAUCGUUAAUUUCAUUGCUUACAAUUUGGUUGUCUUUCCCAACUUGGGGCCUCAUUGUUUAUCCAAAACUUACCACUUUCCCCGCGUGGGCCAGAGCAAUGGCCAAUGCCACAAAAUUGGCAGCUCCAGUGGUAGCCGCAGCCAUUCCAUCGAGCGGCAGUUUACAAAUGUUAGCCAAUGCCACGAAUGCAGUUGUGAAUGGAACCGUACAUUAAAUCAACUAUUUAGCAUAAAUGUCUUUUCAUUUUAUUUUGCUAGAUCGAUGGAAAAAUCAACAAACACAGAUUGUAGCAGUUUCAUUUCCGUAUUUAGACAUUUAUACAUUUAAUUUUAGGACAAUCGGACUCGAUUUACAUUCGAUCAUUCAUUUGUCGUUUAGCUAAUAGUUAAUAAGUUGUGAAUGAUAUUUACCGAAUUGGGUGAAGAAGAAAUUCUCUGAUUUCGGUUUUGUUGUGCAGUAGAGCCUCAUAUUGUCAGAGAAAAGAGAUCUUUUUUUUUGUUUGAACAGCCAAAAUGAAACAAAUAUGCCAAGAUUACAUAUCUAACAUUUAUUCUGUUCUCUUUUGUUCAUAGCUGAUAUGAAUUUUUGUUUGUUGGCGAUUUUUUUUCUUUUUUUCCCAGCACUUCAUUUUUGAUAACCGAAUCCAUAAAAUGUGUCAAUUAAAAACAACAAUACAACGUGAUCAAAAUAGGCAAUAUUUUUUUUAGAUGCAUUUUAACAGAAGAAAACAAAUCGUACAAAAUGAAUGGAAAUGAAACCUUGAAUCAAAACAUUGUAACAUUAGCAAUAACUCGUUAAAAAGAAAUCAAAAUGUUUAAUUAAUUUUUAUUCUUUUUAAGAUACUAUGAAACGACGAUGUUUAUGUAAAAACGAACAGAUAUUUAUGAAUAAAAAUCUGAAUGUUUAUUUUUCAAUAAAA
Messenger RNA from Sitodiplosis mosellana (orange wheat blossom midge), 3665 nucleotides. RefSeq names its product protein I'm not dead yet (gene Indy). Gene Ontology annotation, biological process: citrate transport; monoatomic anion transmembrane transport. The transcript has 10 exons. Gene Ontology annotation, cellular component: membrane. The record is from RefSeq and is a predicted model, not a curated record. The coding region runs from base 1092 to 2960 and encodes 622 amino acids. Gene Ontology annotation, molecular function: succinate transmembrane transporter activity; citrate transmembrane transporter activity. Lineage: Eukaryota; Metazoa; Arthropoda; Insecta; Diptera; Cecidomyiidae.